CUUCUUAGGAGGCAUGCUGGAUGUUUUCUGUCGCGAGGAGGAUGUUGAAACGAAGUUGGUGGAUGAUGUAUGCAGAAAUUGAAGAUGCACGCCACCGCGGCGGGAAACAGCGCCUGCUAGCGGAGGAGGAUGCGCCAGACAGCCCUGGAGAUCCAGUUGGGCACCAGCCAAGCAGGCCCAAGAGGACCACCAGGCACGACUAGUCUACACUAUGUGGAAUAUGGUCGCUCAAGCGUAACAGCACUAUUCCUCUGUCAUCACCAGAGACGUGCACGCAGGCUUGUAUUUCUCUUGUUUUGGUGUUUUUAAGAUUUUGUGCCUAGGCCGGGCCUCGGCGGGCUUGGAGGUGACGAUUGUGCCCCACGAGCCAACUGCAUCUGGCAUGGUACAGGGAUGCCCACUGUAGCCAGCACUGUAACAAGCGCUGUCAACACUGGCAUCUCUUGUCCUCCAGCACAAUGACGUUGUCCCGUCAGCCCUGCCAACACCGUUGGUACUCC
Molecule: messenger RNA, 500 nt
Organism: Microdochium trichocladiopsis
Lineage: Eukaryota; Fungi; Ascomycota; Sordariomycetes; Xylariales; Microdochiaceae
Exons: 3
Coding region: 21-203 (60 amino acids)
Source: RefSeq, a predicted model, not a curated record